Molecule: messenger RNA, 2890 nt
Organism: Drosophila eugracilis
Lineage: Eukaryota; Metazoa; Arthropoda; Insecta; Diptera; Drosophilidae
Exons: 3
Coding region: 577-1146 (189 amino acids)
Source: RefSeq, a predicted model, not a curated record
GAAUUUUACGAUUUUAACAUUCUUUUUUGGCUAUGGAAUCAGAAUUCCUAGCUAGUUAAGCCUAUAUUUUUGCCCUACCUAAGCAGAAGUUUUUAUUUUAAAGUAUAGACAUACAAAACUAAUAUUUAACUGCAAAAUAUUUACAACUUACGUUAAGAAAGUUCACCUGAAUUGAUCUUCUUACCUUUCUAAAAACAACAGAACACCGCAGUAUAACAUUUCUCAAUUUUAACAUUUAACCAGUAACACCUUCGUCGACCUUUGGCAGAACUUUUUCAAAGAAAUAUAACCGCUGAAAAAAAAAGGAAAAAGAACCAAAAAAGAAAAGUCUUAUUAAGUCUUAAUAAAAUAACCGCAGCAGAAACAAAGGCUGCCGAAAAGCGUAACAAUUCCACUCUUAGGAGAACAAAGUGAAAUUUUGCAAUUUUAGUGAGUGCACCCGUCUUGCCUGUCAUUGCAUCAGUUUGUCAAACAGUCAGUUCGUCAGUCUGUCUAUUUGUCAGUGAGUCAGUCAGUGUGUGUGAGUGUGUGUAUAUUCUAGUGAGUGUGAACUCUGUGGUAAAGGUCAGAACUCAUAUGAAAAUGUCGAGCGGCAACCAAGAAGCAAUGUCAACAAAAGCAGCUGUCAACGCCGUGGACAUGGACAUGGGCAUGGACAUGGACGAGGACAAGGGCUCGUCAAUGCAUAUGCAUCCAGAAUCAUCAUCCUCAUCAGCAUCUUCGAGAUCGAUUUCGGCCAGCUACCAUGUAAAAGCCCUGGCCAUUCUGGUGGCCAUCGUCUUGUGCAGCGGCAGUUUGGGUUUCGCCGACGGCCUAAAGUGCCACAUGUGUGGACAGUACAACGAGGGCGUGGGCUCUAUAACGCCCUGCACUAACUAUACAAAGGACAUUGCCCAUCUCUAUCUGAAGGAGUGCACCAAGAAGAGCGAGAAAUUCUGUGUGAAAUAUGUUAGUGAGCUGUCGACUGUACGCGAUUGUGCCACCGAGUGCCAGGAGAAAGAAAUUUGGGAGACACAAACGUACUGCUGCACCGAGGAUGGCUGUAAUUCCGGCAACCAAUUGGCCUACUCCGUCAUCCUGUUGACCCUGCCAAUACUCUCAAUGGCCUGGCCAACUUUCGUUGAUUUUUGGAAUACGCGACGUUAAGUGGGUCUUCGAAGGAGCCAACUUUCCUUUGCCUGAUUUAUUUUCUAUAUUUUUUUUUUUAUAAUUUUGCAACAAGAAAGAAGAAAUGUAUAAAAUUUCAAAAGUUAGCAUUUAUUUUAUGUUCAAAAAAAAAAAAGAUUUUUCAAGAUAAAAAACAAAAUUCUGUGAACGGGACCUAAUCAAACUAAGAAGCGAUAACGAAAAUUAACCAUCUGAGCCUGUUUUUUUUUCUAUUUCGGAUUAUACAUAUAUGAAAGUAAUAUAUAUAUAUACAUAUAGUUUGCCAACAUGUUUGCUGUUAAUACUUUGAGGCUUUGUAUUUCUGACUGUCUUCCCAAGCAAAAAUGAUAACGAAAGGAUGUAGCCACAUCCAAAAGCUUAACUAAUUCAUAUUCACAAAAAAACAAAUAAAAAAUUGCAAUGCCAAAUUACUAACUAAAAAAAGAAAUCGUGUUAAAAAUAGCAAAAAACAUUAUUAAAGUAAAGAAGAAGAUAACUAAAUUUAAGAUUAUGCCAGCUGUCAAAAGUACAUAAGAAAUCGCAAUCAUAUUGAGAAGUUAAACGAAAAAUAAAUCAAUAUCGCAUUUCAUGAACAUAAAUAAGUCUAGUAAAACCUAAGAUUAAAACGAAAGUAGUAGUACUUAGGAACCCGAUGAGUCCUACAAAGGCAAGUUAAGCUUGGAUAUAGUAACUAUAAUUUGCUUAUAUAAAAGAUAUACAGAUAUUACGCAAAUGUCAAAGUCACGGUGAGUUUAUUUUGGGGUCUGUGAUUUUGCACUUUGGCGCUGUAAUAUUUGUGGUCGAUCUAUCUAUUCUAUGUUCUUUCCUAAGCUAAUACAGUCUACUAAACAAAUGUUGUUUUUCUGUUAAAAAAAAAAGAAAAACAAAAGAAAUCUAAUGUUUGUUAAAUAAAAUUAUAAAACUAAGCUUAAGAUUGUACGAAUUAUGAUAAUAGAAGCGAACACAAAGCGAAAAUCGAAGAAGAUGUUCUCACUCCACUGUUCAUGAGAUUCUAAAUUAAAUAUUAAAAACUAAAAAACGCAAUGCAAAUGAUAUAAAAAUCAAUUGAUAUUCAAAGUUGUAGCAAAGUCUAGCUCAGAUAGUAAACAUUCGGCAUAAACGUAGGUAAACAAACUAAUUAAUAGAAUUAUUAUUAGAAUUAUCGAGAGUUUUUAGUGAGCCAUGACAAAGUUCUUAACGAUUUUCUUAUAGAGAGCACUUACGCGAUUACAUUUUUAUUAAUUUACAAAUAAUAAUAUUUUCAACGAUUAAUACUUAUAAACCAUAUAUAUAUAUAUGAUGAACAAUUCAUAUGAUAUAUAUACCUAAAAACAUAGAUUUUAGAUCUAAGGGCUUUCACUAUAUUAAAAGCAAAAACAAAACCAAAAAAAAGAUAUACAAAAUGUUAAAUGUUAGUUCCUCGAAAACCAAAGCAGCUUGUGUACUCGUAUUUAAAGUUCACAUUUUGAAUAAUUUGCAUUAAAUUUCUCACGCCACUUAAUGAAAUUAGUAAAUCGGAUUUUCAUUUAAUUAAAUUUCUAUAACCACCCACCACUCAAUUUCAAAUUUCAUUUGACAUUUUGCCAACUAAAAUGUCCAGCUAUCUGCCUGCUUUUGGCCACAUUUAAUGCAAUCAUUUCAUUUCACAUUCUCUUCUCAGCGACAACAAAAAUUCAAAUUGCAAUUACAACAACACUAAUAAUAAUUGUAUGUAUAUGGGUAUAUAUGUAUUUCCAAUAAAAAU